UUACAACAUUCUUAAUUUUUAAGUUUAAUCGUUUGCAGUUAUUAAUGUUAUUAUUUUUUAAAAAGAUAUGUAUUCCGUUUAUUCUUUUCCAGUUUUGGUAGCAUUUCUUUUAUACAUUGAAAAUCCAAACGAUAAAGACAUAUAUGAAAAUGAUGACUCCUCGAAAAUUAGCAUUCAAAAUGCGACAACGCAACAUACAUAUCCAAGUUCUAAUAAUUUAGAAAGUAUAAUCUAUAAAAAUGAAUCAGAAGAUAUAGAGUAUUCUUUAAUAAGAGAUCUUGGUUCCAACCAUUUUGUUUAUAAAGUUGAGUUGAAGAAUAAUACAGGCGUAAAAGUAAAUCACGUUUCUCAUGAUUCUGAAAAACGCUCUAACUUUAAAGAUCUACUUGCUGCACUCAAAUCAACUUCAUACCUUGUUGAACUAUUAGUGAUGUUCUUAAUCACUGAUUUUAUUAUUAUCUUUGGUUUGAUAACAGUCAAUAUUUUAGCGACUACAUUAAUACGUUACGUCAUGAAAAUCGUUAAUUGGUUACAUUUUCGUGUAAGCUCUAUUACGUAUUCUACUAUUUUUCCAGAAUCAACUUUAAGUCAUAACAAAGGUUUGGAUCGAGAAGUCUCUUUAUUUAAAGAAAUUGAAACAGCUAAUGAGCAGAGGUGUUCAUCUAUGAUUGAAACUAAAAAGUGUUCUCACGAUAUCAAAGAAAAACACGAUGACGCGCAUAUUUGCAGUUCUCCUGAAUGUUGCGAUGUACCUAACAAUUUAAACGCAUCAGACGGAGACAACUUUCCAUAUAGCUACAUUUUUGAAUCCCAUGACGACGACCUUCAUAGUACACCUUUAGAUUAUAGUUUAAGAAAAAAUAAAAUAUAUCAUUCAACUGCACCUUAUGAAUUUAGUCCAAAGAAACUAAAGCGAUAUCUGCGUGAAAAAUAUUUAGAGCUUGACAGACUCGGUAUUACAAUUGACGAGAACGGAUAUUUUCUUGAGGAAAAAAUGAACAUGGUGAUAUGAGAUAAUGAGCAAUAUAUCGCAAAAUAAAUUAGAUUUAUAUUUUUUGUAUAUGUACAUAAACAAAUAUAUUAACAAAUUUUUUAUAAACUUUCAUGUAUUUUUGUAUUAAAACAGUGAUUAAAAUAAGUCGUCAUGCUUGAGACUAAAAAUUUUA
Hydra vulgaris (swiftwater hydra) is the source of this 1166-nucleotide messenger RNA. RefSeq lists its product as uncharacterized. The record is from RefSeq and is a predicted model, not a curated record. NCBI's taxonomy places the organism in Eukaryota, Metazoa, Cnidaria, Hydrozoa, Anthoathecata, Hydridae.